Drosophila eugracilis is the source of this 2664-nucleotide messenger RNA. RefSeq lists its product as uncharacterized. The transcript is spliced from 7 exons. The coding region runs from base 501 to 2075 and encodes 524 amino acids. Gene Ontology annotation, molecular function: sodium channel regulator activity. Lineage: Eukaryota; Metazoa; Arthropoda; Insecta; Diptera; Drosophilidae. Gene Ontology annotation, biological process: regulation of sodium ion transport. The record is from RefSeq and is a predicted model, not a curated record.
GUGUCCUUUGGCAGCCCUGGCAUUCCGCACUCCUUCCGCUCCGGGAUUCAGUUAGGACUCAGUUGCUGUUGGGAGCGGACGUGCGAAAAUCGGGCAAAUUAACGCCUCUGAACAAUCAGAACUCAUUCAUCAAGCAUAGACGUCUCAGUUCCUCACCUGCCAUUCCUUGUUUGCCCCCUCAAAAGUUCAAAACAAACUAAUUUUAAAGUCAAAAAAAGCCAAGCUAACGAAAAUAGAACGGCACAGAAAACCCACCCACCACAAACAAGCAAACUACCCACCCACCAACAACACCACCACCACCCCAAAGCGAAACCCACCCAGCAAACAAAAAAGGAAUCACCUUGAAAACGGCGUAGGGUGAAAAUAUUUAGAAUAGCACUGGGCAGGAGGAGCACGGCCGGAAAGUGGGACACCAAAUCAACAAGUCGUAAAUUAGCUGCGAGUUAGCCUCAUACCCAGGAAUCACAACCAAUUGGAUACCCACUCCUCCAGGAUAAAUGGCGCGGCGCAAGGACAAGCCGCGGGUUAUUCCCGAGCAGGAUACGCGCAUCUGUCGCGCCAUCUGCCUAUGCCAGCUGACCAUGGUGCUGUCCUGCGUGUCCAUCGUCUACCUGAGCGUGGCCAUUUACUCGCCCUCUUUAAAGGCCUUCAAAUCGGGCUUCGAGCAUGAUCCAGUCAUGUGCCAAACGGUGGACCGACAAAUGCCCAAUAACUGCCCCUGGGCCUCCUGCGGAGAAUGGUGCCUGACCAAGACAAGUGGCUUCUGCCCCCAGAUCCACUCAAUAGUGCGACGCAAUGGUACCGAUAUACAACUGAACAACUGCACCCGGGUGACCAACACAUCCUGUGCUAUGAUUGACCUGAGUCGGCUGAACAAAUUUAAUUGCAACAACGGGACCGCCUGCAAUAACAUCAGAGGAGUCUUCAACUGCUCCAAUGGACACUGCAAGAAUAUGUCGGAGUUCUUCCUGUGUCACCACAAGGCUGAUGGACAUACCAUCAACUCGCAAAAGGACAACACCAAGCUAAAUGGUUUCUUCGAGUGUCAUGGGGUGCACUGUACCAAGAUCAAAAAGCCCUUUAGCUGUGAUCGUUACUGUUCCAAGAUAACGACUGCUAAUGUCAAUACUCUUAUUAUGCAUGAGGACAAUGUUAUCGCAGCUGAUUGUGAGAAUGCAGUGGCUUUUAACCAGGCCCGAGGAUCCGAGCAUGGAGUCCGUAUUGAACCCUUUGAGUUCUGGAAGGAGGACGACGGCAACCUGUUGACCAACUGCGCCACAGUCACCAGAGAGUCUGAUAAUCGCAUCACUGCCACGGAUUGCCUGAAUGGCACCCUCUUAGAACACGAUACUUUGCCCGCUCCCUUCAUGAACUUCACCCAGUUCUGGGCGAUCUAUGAGAACAGCACCAGGUCGGUGGACCCUGAGCAGAGGUAUCUGCCAAACCAGGCCAACUUGACCAUUUACAGCUGGAAGAAACUGUUCAUCAAUCUGGAGGGCUGCGUAAAUACGCUUCGCGGGGAAUGCAAGGACUUUGUGGCUCGCUAUGGCAACGACGGCGAUAACAAUACCGCCCAGUCACGCUACCAGUGCUACUAUAACAAGGAUUCAAAUGUGGAGUUUGUGGUGGCACGCUAUGAUUUGGAUAAAGUUUACAGGGAGCUCCUAGUCUCGCUAAUAGUGCCCAUCGUCCUUUUUGUGGUGUCGUCUAUAUCGUUGUGUAUUAUUACCAAGUCCGUCAAGGUCGGUGAUGAUGCCAAAAUGCGUUGUGUUUGCGCCGGCGAUGAAUCUGAUAACGAUGAUGCCUUUGGCCGGGGAUUGGCCAACAAACAGCAGGAUCAUAUGUACGAUACAGACGACGAUGUAGUUGAUCUUGAGAACCAGGCAGUUGGUGGUCAAGAGCUAUCGGACCAUGGUCUACCCUUAGAUAACCACGAGAUGAUUGGCAGCACCAAGUCUCUGAUACCACUAAGUCCAACUGGAGAUUCGGGAACCAGUGAGCAGAACUUCGACCAGGAUCAAGAGAAGGCCACUACCUGCGAUGUGCCCGAGAAACCACUAGUAAUACUUUAAGCAGAUUAACCACAACUUGCUAGGCAAGUCGCAUCAACAAAAACAAAGGAUUCCAAUAAGGAAUAAUCCUGGAAGACCACGAAAAACAGCACCAAACUUUAUGGACCUGUGCAUUGUACAAGGGGAACUGAAUUUAAAUUCUACUCAGCGCAUUUAUACAACGUUUACACCAACUAACAGAGAAAUGGAACGGAUCUUUACUUUUCUUGGUUAAAUAAGGAUAAUCACACAUAUUUACUAGACGUAUAGCCCCCAGAUGAACAACGAUCAGAUUGCCGAGCUUUAUUUACCCGAUCCCCACUCUAGCAGUUCCAGCAGAUGCGCCUUAGACAAAGUUGCAUUUAUAUAGAGUAUAUAGCAUAAACCAACUGACAUCUGCUGAACCAAACAAACACCAGGACAGACCAAGGAAGCAGCCUCGGACUUGGACAUCCGACUCGCCUUAACUCUCGACUUUGUAGCUAUGCAAUAUUCAACGUUUACUUAAAUUAGUUAAAGCGAUGGAGUAACAGUACCUACUUAUAUCUGAUAUACUUAUAUACUCGUAUUAUAGCAAAUAAAACACCAUUUGGAAUUCUCUCUACAAAAA